Messenger RNA from Chinchilla lanigera (long-tailed chinchilla), 2879 nucleotides. RefSeq names its product lon peptidase 2, peroxisomal (gene Lonp2). The record is from RefSeq and is a predicted model, not a curated record. Gene Ontology annotation, cellular component: peroxisomal matrix. The transcript is spliced from 15 exons. Gene Ontology annotation, biological process: protein targeting to peroxisome; protein catabolic process; protein processing. Bases 123 to 2681 code for a protein of 852 amino acids. Gene Ontology annotation, molecular function: ATP-dependent peptidase activity; ATP hydrolysis activity; serine-type endopeptidase activity. NCBI's taxonomy places the organism in Eukaryota, Metazoa, Chordata, Mammalia, Rodentia, Chinchillidae.
UGGGCCUGGGGGCGGGCCGUAGGGUGGGGCCGGAAGCAGCGGCGGGACGGUGGGGUAGCCUAGCUGGACGCUGGGAGCUGACCCGCUCACUCUGACAGCUGCAACUGCGAGCAGCCGUCGCCAUGUCGUCAGUGAGCCCCAUCCAGAUCCCCAGCCGACUCCCGUUGCUACUGACUCACGAGGGUGUGCUGCUGCCCGGCUCCACCAUGCGCACCAGCGUGGACACGGCGCGCAACCUGCAGCUGGUGCGGAGCCGGCUGCUCAAGGGCACGUCGCUGCAGAGCACCAUCCUGGGUGUCAUCCCCAACACGCCCGACCCGGCCAGCGAGGCGCAGGACCUGCCGCCGCUGCACAGGAUCGGGACAGCUGCACUGGCAGUCCAGGUUGUAGGCAGUAACUGGCCCAAGCCCCACUACACUCUGCUGAUCACGGGCCUCUGCCGGUUCCAGAUUGCCCAGGUCCUGAAAGAGAAGCCCUACCCUGUGGCUGAAGUGGAACAGUUGGACCGGCUGGAGGAGUUCCCCAACACCUGCAAAACCAGGGAGGAGCUGGGAGAGCUGUCGGAACAGUUCUACAAAUACGCAGUACAAUUGGUUGAAAUGUUGGAUAUGUCUGUGCCUGCAGUUGCCAAAUUGAGGCGUCUUUUAGACAGUCUCCCAAGGGAAGCGUUGCCAGAUAUCCUGACGUCAAUUAUCCGAACCAGCAACAAAGAGAAGCUCCAGAUUUUAGAUGCUGUGAGCUUGGAGGAGCGCUUCAAGAUGACCAUUCCCCUGCUUGUCAGGCAAAUUGAAGGUCUGAAAUUGCUUCAGAAAACCAGGAAGCCCAAGCAAGAUGAUGAUAAACGGGUUAUAGCCAUCCGCCCUAUUCGGAGGAUUACACACAUCCCAAGUACUUUAGAGGAUGAGGAUGAAGAUGAAGAUAACGAUGACAUUAUCAUGUUGGAGAAAAAAAUCCGAACAUCCAGUAUGCCAGAGCAGGCCCACAGGGUCUGUGUCAAGGAGAUAAAAAGACUCAAAAAAAUGCCUCAGUCAAUGCCAGAAUAUGCUCUGACUAGAAAUUAUUUGGAGCUUAUGGUGGAACUUCCUUGGAACAAAAGCACAACUGACCGCCUGGACAUUCGCGCAGCCCGGGUUCUCUUGGAUAAUGACCAUUACGCCAUGGAAAAACUGAAGAAAAGGGUUCUGGAGUACUUGGCAGUGAGACAGCUGAAAAACAACCUGAAAGGCCCCAUUCUCUGCUUUGUCGGCCCUCCUGGAGUUGGAAAAACCAGCGUGGGGAGGUCAGUGGCCAAGACGCUAGGCCGAGAGUUCCACAGGAUUGCGCUUGGGGGCGUCUGCGACCAGUCGGACAUUCGAGGACACAGGCGCACCUACGUCGGCAGCAUGCCUGGCCGCAUAAUCAAUGGCCUGAAGACGGUCGGAGUCAACAACCCAGUGUUCCUGUUGGAUGAGGUCGACAAACUGGGGAAGAGCCUACAGGGUGAUCCUGCGGCAGCUCUGCUCGAGGUGUUGGAUCCUGAACAAAACCAUAACUUUACAGAUCAUUAUCUGAAUGUGGCCUUUGACCUUUCCCAAGUCCUUUUCAUAGCUACUGCCAACACCACGGCUACUAUUCCACCUGCCUUGUUGGAUAGAAUGGAGAUCAUCCCGGUUCCAGGGUACUCACAGGAGGAGAAGUUGGAGAUCGCCCACAGGCACCUGAUCCCAAAGCAGCUGGAGCAGCACGGGCUGACCCCGCAGCAGAUCCAGAUCCCCCAGGUCACCACGCUGGCCAUCAUCACCAGGUAUACCAGAGAGGCAGGGGUUCGUUCUCUGGAUCGGAAGUUUGGGGCCAUUUGCCGAGCUGUUGCCGUGAAAGUGGCAGAAGGGCAGCACAAGGACACCAAACUGGACCGAGCCGACGUGGCCGAGGGAGAAGGUUGCAGAGAACACAUCUUAGAAGAUGCCAAACCCGAGUCUAUCAGCGACACUACCGACUUGGCUUUGCCACCUGAGAUGCCAAUCCUAAUUGAUUUCCACGCUUUGAAAGACAUCCUGGGGCCCCCGAUGUAUGAAAUGGAGGUAUCUGAGCGUCUCAGCCAGCCGGGAGUGGCCAUAGGUUUGGCAUGGACUCCCCUGGGUGGGAAGAUCAUGUUUGUGGAGGCCAGUCGGAUGGAUGGCGACGGCCAGCUCACACUGACCGGCCAGUUGGGGGAUGUCAUGAAGGAGUCGGCCCAUCUCGCCAUCAGCUGGCUCCGCAGCAAUGCCAAGAGAUUCCACCUGACCAACGCUUUUGGAAGUUUUGAUCUUCUUGACAACACAGACAUCCAUCUGCAUUUCCCAGCUGGAGCUGUCACGAAAGACGGACCAUCUGCUGGCGUUACCAUAGUGACCUGUCUCGCCUCGCUCUUCAGUGGGCGGCUCGUGCGCUCAGAUGUGGCUAUGACUGGGGAGAUCACGCUGAGAGGCCUCGUUCUCCCGGUGGGCGGAAUUAAAGACAAAGUGCUGGCGGCACACAGGGCAGGACUGAAGCACAUCAUCAUGCCUCAGAGGAAUGAGAAGGACCUCGAAGAAAUCCCCAGCAACGUGCGACAGGAUUUGAGCUUCGUCCUAGUGAGCUGCCUCGAUGAGGUUCUCAAUGCAGCUUUUGACGGUGGCUUCUCUGUCAAGGCCCGGCCCGGUCUUGUGAACAGCAAGCUCUAGGCCCAGCCUUAGCCUGUUGGGGUUUUCAAUUACAAAGUGCUGAAAAGUACUGACGAGAUUGAUUUUAUUCACACCACUAGAAGCAGCAUGUCGCUAAUCUGUGAACAUAAUCACAACGAUAAUGAACCUCACUCAAGUAGUGGCUGGUGUUUAUUAGAUAAAUUUGAGAGUUCAUUUAAUAAAUGGAUACAAAGAGAA